UCCCGCCUCUACUCCCCCCAAUAACAAACAAAAAAAAAAAACAAAACAAAUUCUAACAACACUCUUUACAAAAAUGUAUAAGUUUUUGAAAAUGCAUACAGUGUUGUUAAUCAAACAUCAUCAUCAUCAUGACCAUCAUCAAAAGCAUGAUGGUCAGCGACUGUUUCAUCAUUUAUGGAGUUGGCUGUUUGUGUUUAGCUUGCAUCUUGGAUAUUUUGGUGUUGCAGCCACGAAUUUAGCACAAGUAGCUGCAUUGGCCACUGCCACAUCCGCUCAGCAGAUUCUAACAACACAACAAGCCGCCACAAAUCAAUGUUCCUGGCAAUACAAUGGUACCACAUCAGUUAAAUGUAAUUUACGUCUGAUCGAACGUUCGCUGGCAUUGGAUUUACAAGGUGCUGAUGGCUUUAGCCAGCUGGAGAUAAAAUGCAGUGAUUUGUAUUUAUUUGAAUCACAAUUGCCACAAGCCGCCUUUGCCAGACUGCAGACAUUGGAUGAAUUGAAACUGGUUUCUUGUAAACUUUUGCAAUUGCCCAAUAAUGCAUUUGAGGGCUUGAAUACAGUUAAGACUUUAACCAUAACAACCCACAACUCAGAAUGGGGUCCCAGCAAGACUUUGGAAUUAUUUCCCGAUUCUUUAAAUGGUCUCAAGCAGUUAACAGAAUUGGAUUUAGCUGAUAAUAAUUUGAGAGCUUUGCCCUCGGGGUUUUUGUGUCCGGUGGGCAAUUUACAAAUGUUGAAUUUGACUCAUAAUCGCAUUAGGGCUGCUGAAAAUUUGGGUUUUGCUGAUAUGAACUGUAAUGGUGGCAGUGAAUUGCAGAUUUUGGAUGCCAGCUUUAAUGAACUCAGAUCUAUAACAGAAUCUUGGGGCAUUUCCAGGCUAAGACGUUUACAGCACUUGAAUCUGCAGCACAAUAAUAUUUCCGAGUUGUCUGGCGAAUCUUUAGCAGGCCUGUCAUCUUUGCGUAUUGUUAAUCUAAGCAACAACCAUUUGGAAACUCUGCCUGAAGGCCUAUUUGCUGGCUCUAAAGAAUUAAGGGAGAUCCACCUGAAAAACAAUGAAUUAUAUGAACUGCCCAAGGGUCUCUUUCAUCGCCUAGAACAAUUGCUGGUAGUAGAUCUUUCCGGCAAUCAGCUAACCUCCAAUCACAUAGACAACACCACCUUUGCUGGCUUGAUAAGGCUUAUCGAAUUGAAUUUGGCCCAUAAUGCCUUAACACGCAUUGACUAUCGCACUUUUAAAGAACUGUAUUUCUUGCAAAAUCUUAAUCUACGCAACAACUCCAUAGGCCACAUCGAGGAAAACUCCUUCCUGCCUCUGUACAAUCUUCACACCCUCAAUUUGGCGGAAAAUCGUUUGCAUACCUUGGAUGACAAGCUGUUCAAUGGCCUGUAUGUCUUGUCCAAACUAACGCUCAACAAUAAUUUGAUUAGUGUCAUCGAGGCCAAUAUCUUUAAAAACUGCUCGGACCUUAAAGAGCUGGACUUGAGUUCGAAUCAAUUGAAUGAGGUGCCCAAGGCCAUACAGGAUUUAUUUAUGCUGCGCACUUUGGAUUUGGGUGAAAAUCAAAUACGCACCAUAGACAAUGACAGCUUUAAGAAUCUGCAUCAACUAACUGGUUUGCGUAUGAUUGACAAUCAAAUUGGCAAUAUUUCGGUGGGCAUGUUUGCUGAUCUCUCACGCCUUAGCGUGUUAAAUUUGGCCAAAAAUCGCAUACAAAGCAUAGAAAGAGGUUCGUUUGAUAAGAAUUAUGAAUUGGAGGCCAUACGUUUGGAUCGCAAUUUCCUGUCCGAUAUUAAUGGUGUAUUUGCCACUUUAAUGUCUUUGCUGUGGCUGAAUUUGUCGGAAAAUCAUUUGGUUUGGUUUGAUUAUGCCUUUAUACCCUCCAAUCUCAAGUGGCUGGAUAUUCAUGGCAACUAUAUAGAAGCCUUGGGCAACUACUAUAAACUGCAGGAGGAAAUACGUGUCAAGACAUUGGAUGCUAGUCAUAAUCGUAUAACGGAAAUUGGUCCCAUGUCUAUACCCAACACCAUUGAAUUGCUGUUUAUCAAUAAUAAUCUCAUUAACACGAUACACCCCAAUACCUAUGUGGAUAAAGUGAAUUUGGCUAGAGUUGAUCUGUAUGCUAAUGCCAUGACCAAAUUACAGCUACAGCAAUUGAGAGUGGCCCCAGUGGGUCCUCUUAAACAAUUGCCUGAAUUUUAUUUGGGUGGCAAUCCAUUUGAGUGUGAUUGUACCAUGGAUUGGCUGCAGCGCAUUAACAAUUUAACCACCCGACAACAUCCCCGUGUCAUGGAUUUGGCCAAUAUCGAAUGUGUUAUGCCUCAUGCUAGAGGAGCUCCUGUACGUGCUUUGGGCACUCUUAAGCCUCAAGAUUUCCUGUGUCGCUAUGAUUCCCACUGUUUUGCUUUGUGUCAUUGCUGUGACUUUGAUGCCUGUGACUGUGAAAUGACUUGUCCCAACAAUUGUACCUGCUAUCAUGAUCAAAUCUGGUCCACCAAUGUGGUAGACUGUGGCGGCCAACAAACCAUGGAAUUACCCCGACGAGUACCCAUGGAUUCUAGUGUAGUGUAUUUGGAUGGCAAUAAUUUUCCGGUGCUUAAAAACCAUGCCUUCAUAGGACGCAAAAACCUAAAAUCUCUUUACGUCAAUGCCAGCAAGGUGGCCAGCAUACAAAACCGAACCUUUGCUGGUCUCAUUUCGUUGCAGGUUUUGCAUUUGGAAGAUAAUUUAAUGCAAACCUUGCAGGGUUAUGAAUUUGAACAUUUGUCCGCCCUGAAAGAAUUGUAUUUGCACAACAACCUGUUGACCACCAUAGAAAAUGCCACCUUGGCACCAUUGCAAUCACUGGAAGUUUUACGUUUGGAUGGCAAUCGUCUGGUUACAUUGCCCAUAUGGCAAUUGCAGCUGGCACAGUUUAAAGCUUUACGCACAAUCGCCCUGGGGCGUAAUCAUUGGUCAUGUCGUUGUAAAUUUUUGCAAGAGUUGACCUCAUAUGUGGCAGACAAUGCAGUCAUAGUACAAGAUUCCCAGGAUAUUUACUGCAUGGAAGAUGCCACAAGCAGCAGCAGUUAUGCAACUUCUUUAGGCAGUAGUAGCAGCAGCAGUGGUGGUGGUGGUGGUGUUGCCUCAAAUAGCAGAAAACGUGAAUUGGAUUUUAAUGUUACUGCCGCAUGUAGUGAUUAUUAUGCUGGUGGUUCUAUGCUGCAGCAUGGCAUACCAAGAACAUACAUACCAUUAUUGGCAGCUGCUUUGGCAUUAGUUUUCCUACUCAUUGUGGUCAUCAUUAUCUUUGUGUUUCGUGAGUCUUUACGUAUUUGGCUAUUUGCCCAUUAUGGUGUGCGUGUAUUUGGGCCACGUUGUGAAGAAUCUGAGAAGCUGUACGAUGCCAUACUCCUGCACUCAGCCAAGGAUUCGGAAUUUGUGGCACAAUAUUUGGUGGCCGAACUGGAGACAGGACGUCCUCCUUUGCGUAUUUGUUUGCAGCACAGAGAUCUGUCACAUGAUGCUACUCACUACCAAAUACUAGAGGCCUCUAGAGUAUCCCGAAGAGUGGUGAUAUUGUUGACUAGAAAUUUCCUGCAAACAGAAUGGUCUAGAUGUGAGCUGAGACGAGCUAUGCAUGAUGCCUUGCGGGGAAGGCCCCAAAAACUAGUGGUCAUAGAAGAGCCAGAAGCGGUAUUUGAAGCUGAAAAUGAUAUAGAACUUUUGCCUUAUUUGAAGACUUCAGCGGUGCAUCGCAUAAGACGCAGUGAUCGCCAUUUUUGGGAGAAACUACGCUAUGCCUUGCCAGUAGACUAUCGUGCAGGCAACAACUAUACGCUGGAUCAUAAUCACGAACGCAUUAAGCAGCCAGCCAGUCCUGGGAUUUUGUAUAGACCCGCUCCACCGCCUGCCUACUGUCCUGAAGGGGAAGGUGAACAGAACUAUUCCUCGGCCACCACAGCCACACCCUCGCCAAGACCUCAAAGAAGAGGUGAACACUCCAAUACUUUGCAUCAUCCAGCUAAUAGCACCCAUCUACAUCCCAAUGCGGUGCAGCAAGCAGUGCCCCAGUACUACCAUCAUCAAGCAGUUGCCACAGCUGGUUAUGUACAAAGGCCUCCCUCAGAGCACAUUUACUCCAGCAUUGAUUCAGACUACUCAACGCUGGACAAUGAGCAGAUGCUAAUGAUGCCGCCAGCACCGCCCUCACCCUCAACUGUGGCCGCUGCAGUGGGCAUAAAUAGCCUGCAUCGCAAUAUACAUCCUCACCAGCUACAGCAGCAGCAGCAACAACAACAGCAGCAGCAACAGCAUCUGGCAAAUAUGUCGCAAACAUGGCGACCCCAACCAAAUCAAAAACAACGUGUCCUUAGUGCUAUAGAUCCUCAAAUACAACAUCCGGGCACAGCUCAAACAUUGCAGCCUCAAACAACAGCAAACCCUGCAGCCCCCAGCAGCAGCAAUAGCAACAGCAGUAGUAGCAACCAAACAAUACAGCCAGGCCAACAGCAAGGACCUCAUGUGCAGGCAUAUUUAGUGUAAUUUUUCUUUAACAACAAACACACAAACACAAACAAAAACAACACACAUUUUAUAGUCAUAGUGCAAAACAAACAAAACAUAAUUAAUUAAUUAAUAAUAAUAAUUAUAAUAAUUUUUACUAACACAAACAAAAACAUUUUUAAAAACCAACAAAACAAACGUACUGAUUAGAACUGCAAAAACAAAAAUAAAUUUUAAAUGUUUGCUUUAGUUUAGUUAAAAAAAAAAAUUAAAUUUAAAUGAGAAUUGAAAGAGACACUCAAAGAGAGAGUGUAAUGAAGAAGAAGUAAGAGUUAGUGGAUGGUGCAAAUACUUGCUGACUGAGUGUAUGAUUUUUUUUUGUUGUAUUACAAUUUAAGGACUGGUUCCUGUAUUUUAUUUCCUUAUAAUUUUUAAGUUUAUUUUUUAAUUUUAUUUUUUAUUUAGUACGAAAGUGAUAAAACAAAACAAAAUUAUGAUAAAUAUAAAACGAACAUACAAAGUGUAAAAGAGUAUGAUAAUGAAAUAAGCAUAAAUAAAUAAAAGAAUAUGUAAAAUAAAGGAAAAUGUAAAUAGAUGAAAAUUUAAAUGAAAA
This is a messenger RNA of Calliphora vicina (urban bluebottle blowfly), 5102 nucleotides long. It is a transcript of the gene Toll-7, whose product is annotated as Toll-like receptor 7. Bases 74 to 4528 code for a protein of 1484 amino acids. Gene Ontology annotation, molecular function: protein binding. Gene Ontology annotation, biological process: signal transduction. The record is from RefSeq and is a predicted model, not a curated record. Lineage: Eukaryota; Metazoa; Arthropoda; Insecta; Diptera; Calliphoridae. The transcript has a single exon.